Rhincodon typus (whale shark) is the source of this 7540-nucleotide messenger RNA. It is a transcript of the gene sgk3, whose product is annotated as serum/glucocorticoid regulated kinase family member 3. NCBI's taxonomy places the organism in Eukaryota, Metazoa, Chordata, Chondrichthyes, Orectolobiformes, Rhincodontidae. Gene Ontology annotation, biological process: protein phosphorylation. The record is from RefSeq and is a predicted model, not a curated record. The transcript is spliced from 12 exons. Bases 3945 to 5213 code for a protein of 422 amino acids. Gene Ontology annotation, molecular function: ATP binding; protein serine/threonine kinase activity; phosphatidylinositol binding.
UCAUUCCCACUUAGCUUUGUAUUGUCAGAAACUUUGGUACUUCCAAUCUUUUUGACUAAGGGAGUCAACUGAAAGAUGAAGGUUGGAGGGUAAAAACAGGACAGUGGAUGAGAUUAAAGAAGAUGGCAAUAGAAGCCCUAUUCUUGGUGGGGGAAAGAAACACAAUGUUUUGUUUUGAUAGAGAUCUAGGCCAAGAUUUUCACACCUUACUUCCAUCUAAAAUGGUGGAUCAUUAGAGAGUUAGGAAUCCAGUGAAUAUUGGGGUUCUUUGACUGAAUCUCAGCAAUAGCAUCCUCUCAGAGUACCCCAGUUUAUCAAGAUGCGUGGGGUGACCUAAUUCUGUCCAAGGAUUUCUAAUUACGCAAAACCUGCAUGGUUAGAAUAAGUCAACUGGAAAUGGAUUUUGAGGUGGCAGGAGUAUAGAGGGGAAACAAGGGAAGCUGCUUCCUGGUUUGCUCACUCUCUUACCUGAAGGCCCUGCAAGAUGAGGACCUACAAUGAGGUGAUCUUUACCAAGGAUGGGAGGAAGAGACCAACCUUUCCAGUUAACCAGGUACGGAUGGCUAUAACUGACAUCAGGAGCACAGGUGUAGUCACUCCGACUGUGGAACAGUGCGUAAAGAGGAUCAAGAACCUCAGGAUGGUGGAGAGGCCAGUGACAGAUUUUAGAUGCCAAGCCCAACCUCUGACUUCUAUAGCGUGCCACACCACAGAACGGCAGGCACGCUUUUUAUAUAGCUGCACCUCUGUCAGAUGUUUCUCAAAUCCAUCUGAACCUUCCCUCACUGUCAGCCUCAUCCUGUUGCUCUCUCGCACUCAUACCUCAUUACCAUUCACAGAUGGGAUCCUUUCCUGCUGCCUGCAAAAAAAAAAAUCAUUGACAACCGUCAUAGCUCUACUUUGUCGUCUUGCAGGACAAAAGGGCAAAUCACGUCAGGUAGGGCGUAUACGCUCUGGUGAUGGACAACUUGACAGCCAAUGACAACGUGCAUCUAACUAGUCCACUCAGUUUAUUCCAAAGGGCUGCAGAUAUUAGCAUCACCCUACAGUGAAGGCCUAAGGCACUGGUGCUGAGAUAUGGCUAAGAGCUUAUUCUCUGCCUAUAAUCCCUAUUUCAGGGGUUCUGCCUUCAAGCUGGAUGGCUGUCUAUCCCUUCUGUCCUAUUGCACAUCGAUCAAGAGAAGGCAGCUACUGAUACCAGUGCUGCUCCACUUGCUGUUUGUCAGAAGCUGCAGAGAGAUAUAGACAGGUUACAUGAAUGGGCAGGUUGGCAGAUGGAAUGCAUCUUGGGGAAGUGAGCAUUUACUUUCAAUACCAGAACAGGGAAGGAAAAUAUACUUUGUUAAAUGACCUGAAAUUCUGGAUGUUAAUAUUCAUAAAUGUCCUGGCUGUACUCUGAUAAAGAACACACAGUUUGCAUGCAUUAUCGCAAGCAAUUGGGAAGACAAAUGACAUGUUGGCCUUAAUUGGAACAGGUUUGGUAUCAGAAGUUCAGUUGGUGCUGAUAAGCUGCUGCUAUGUGUAUAGCAGGUUAGUAGCAAGAAACUGCAGCUGAAAGUAAGUGAAUUAGGUGCCAAGAGAUUGAAAAAUAUCUGCCAUGCACUGAAAGCAUACUCCGAGAAGGAACACAGUAAACAGCAGUCUCUCGCCUGGCCACAGGUACAGAUAUUCAGUUUUGCUCUUUAAAGGAUUUCCAGCUGAUCACAUUUGCUAAUACACCUAACCUGCACAUCCCUGAUAGUUUAAUUGAAGUUGCACUCUGUACUAGAAGUUUCAUGCAACUUGAGAAGUAAUCCAUUGCCUGUUAAAUACAGUAUUUAAGUUUUGUUUUAACUAGGACAAUUGUUAAUACAUGCAGGUUCCCCACUUGCCUUCAGACAAGCCCAAGUAAAAUCAGAAAGAGGGUGGAUGAUGACAUGCCUCCCCAAAAAUGACAUGUUUCAGGACAUUUCACUCCUUGCACGUGACCAGAUCAGCCUUUGUUUUCCUGAGAAGAAUCCCUCUGUAUAAGCAAGGAUAAGUUGAACCUUCCAUGAAGCACAAAUUAGGUUUCAGCUGGUGCAUUGUAUUUAGAAAGGAUUUCAAAACCUUAGAGAGGAUGUAGAAGAGAAUUACUGAAAUGGUACCAGGGAUGAGAGACUUCAGUAAUGCAAAGAAUUUGAAGCUGGGUUGUGUUCCUUGGACUGGAGAAAGUUUACGUGAAUAUUUGGGAGAAACUUUUAAAAUAAGAACAAGUUUUAACGAAUAAGGUAAAACUCUUUCCAGUGGCAGAUGGGUUGUUAACCAGAAGAGCCAGAUUUAAGAUGUACCAGAAGGAAACUUUCUUCAAUUUUAAUGUGAUCUGGAAUAGAUUGCGUGAAAGGAUGUAGAAGCAGAUUUAAUAGUAACUUUUCAAAAUAUAAUUGGAUAAGUAGUUAAAGGGAAUGAAUUUGCAAGGCUCUGGGGAAAGAGUUGUGGAAUGUGAUUAGUUGGAUAAUUCUAUCCAUCCGCUCACAAAGGCAUAAUGACUGACUGACCUCCUUCUGUGCUGUGUCGUUCAAUGCUUUUAUGAAAGUACAUUUCUCAGUCUGGAGAUUGUGAUGAUCAGUAGUUGGUUAGUGGGUUCUUUUGUGGGUGCUGGUACUUAGGUUUGGAUCAUUCCUGCAGUUGGUAUGUUUCCUGAUGUCUGUGUUUGAAUAGCACUCGGAGCUUAGAAUCAUAUAGUACAGAAGAGGUCUGCAUUGCCAAAACUAUUCAUAAUUUACACUAGUCUGUCUUUCCAGCACUUAGCCUUGAACAUUGUGAUAUUUCACCUGCUCAUCUUAGUACUUUUUAAAGGUUGUGAGGUUUCUUGUCUCAACUACAAUUCCUUACUGUGCAUUCCAUUUUAACUAAGGGGAACAGUUGCUUUCUGUCCAACCUGCCCAAGCCCUUCAUAAUUGUGUAUGUCUCACUUAGGACCCCACACCCUCAACUUUCUUUACUCUAAAGAAAACAACCUGAGCUUAUCCAGCACUCUAAAAUGCUCCAUCCCAGGAGACAUCCUGGUGAAAAGAACCGUUCUCUCUUCUGAUACUGGAUUGUGAUGACUACUUGCUACAUCUGUCAAGAUGUGCAAUGACCAUUUCAAAAAUGAGGACACCUGCAAAACAAAACAGCUGUUUCUAGACCUCUGUAAUUUCCAGUUCUAAUUAGACUUCCAAAACAAAGUUUGUAUUCUAAUGUGCUGUUGGGGCAAAAUCAAGGUUUGCCAGGAGGUUCAUCUUGCCUUCUUCAAUGACAUCUUCAGACUGAAAUUCCUCUAUUUUAACCCUUGGUGAACAGAAGGGGAUCAAAAUGAAUUAAAACAUAAUUAGGCUUCUGACCUUAUUGUUGGCUGUUCGAGGCUUUUACAUCCACAUUAAUGAGUCAUUAAUGAGACUCUCCUGAAUACACAUGGCCAGGCAUGAAGAUUGCUUUCUUGUUGUUUAAGAAAGCAGCAUUUGUGCUUGACCAUGUCCAGGAAUAAACUUUUCUUGAGAUUCAAAAGCUAUUAAGUGCAGAAAAUGCAUGGCUUCUUCCUAUGGACCCUUCAGACCCAAAUGGGAGUAAUGAAAACUAUUAAAAUAAAGACAGCCGUACUCUAUGGGUUUCCAUUUGAGCACUGUUGUCCCAGCAUCAGUGUAAAAAUACUUACUUUCAAUCCAUUUUUGCUGUGGACUUAUUCUUUGCAGUUCUGCCUCCACAAGAAUCUGAAUGAAGAAAGAACAUCUUCAAUGUCUGCAAUUCUGAGUACUUCAAUUACCCAUACGGCAGUUUGCUAUGUAGCAAUAGAAUGGUACACUUAAUCUUAGUCAUUUUUAAAUUAAAAUUACUGAAGCUGUCUGGAGACCAUAUAUACUUCUCAAUUUGGGUUCCAUGCUUUGUGUGUUGCUAACUUGUGCGGUUAGUAUUCUGCAAUUGAUGGCUGGCCACAUGCUAAUUGAAUGGAUUUGAAAUACGUGAUAUUGCCUGGAAAAUACAGUUCUGUAGCAUGUUACCCAUAUUCCAUCAGGAGUGGAAGAGUAAAAUUUCUUUCAACGGUUUGUGCUCUUUUCUUAACAGCAUUUAUUAAGCAAAGAAGAGCAGGAUUGAAUGAGUUCAUUCAGAAGCUAGUAUCACAUCCAUCAUUAAGUCAACACCUUGAAGUUCGUGCAUUUCUUCAAAUGGAUAACCCAAAGAAUCAGUCAGAUCCAUCAGAAGAUGAAGAUGAAAAGCCUGGUCAUGUGCAACGUUCUACCUCUGAAAGCAUUUAUCUUGGUGCCUCAGGAAAUCCCCAGGCUAUGCCAACAGACUUUACUUUCUUGAAGCUAAUUGGCAAGGGAAGCUUUGGCAAGGUUUUACUUGCGAAACAUAAAACUGAUGGGAAAUUUUACGCAAUUAAGGUCUUGCAUAAGAAAGUAAUCCUAAAGAAGAAAGAGCAAAGGCACAUUAUGGCUGAGCGAAAUGUGUUGUUGAAAAAUGUGAAACACCCCUUUCUGGUUGGACUACAUUAUUCAUUUCAAACCACAGACAAGCUGUACUUUGUCCUGGAUUUUAUUAAUGGUGGAGAGUUGUUUUUCCAUCUACAAAGGGAGCGUUGCUUCUCCGAAGACAGAGCCAGAUUCUAUGCUGCAGAAAUGGCCAGUGCCCUGGGAUAUUUGCAUUCACUCAACAUUGUUUACAGGGAUUUGAAACCAGAAAAUAUCCUUUUAGACUCACAGUACCUUGCACCAGAAGUGCUCAGAAAGCAACCUUAUGAUAACACAGUUGAUUGGUGGUGCCUUGGCUCUGUUCUAUUUGAAAUGCUCUAUGGCUUGCCUCCUUUCUACAGUCGUGAUACUGCUGAGAUGUAUGAAUACAUCCUUCACAAGCCUUUGCAGCUGAGGCCUGGAGCAAGUGAUGAGGCCUGUUCUAUCCUGGAGGGAUUAUUGGAAAAAGAGAGGGAGAGAAGACUAGGAGCAAAAGAUGAUUUUGCUGAAAUCAAAAGCCAUCCUUUUUUUGAUGUUAUCAAUUGGGAAGAUCUAGAUCGGAAGGAAAUUCCUCCACCAUUUAACCCCAGUGUGGCUGGACCUGAAGAUCUACAAAAUUUCGAUCCAGAGUUCACAGAAGAACCAGUUCCUCAGUCUGUUUGUCGAUCUCCUGACCGUUCAGUUGUAAAUGCUAGUGUUUUAGAAGCUGAUGAUGCAUUUAUUGGUUUUUCUUAUGCUCCGCCUAUUGAAGAUUCAUUCUUAUAAUGGACAUUUUCAUUGAAUUUUUUGUUAAGUAACAAACUGCUCAGCAUGAAAUGAAAGCACUUGUGUGCUUUUCAAUGUGCACCACAACUAUCAGCUUUCCUCAGACAGAGCCUGUAGUGAUUGGGUGAAUGUAUAGAACUAUUUAAAAAAAACUGUACAUUCUGUGUGCAACUUGUAAAUGAAACAAAUAUUCAAUUGCUUCACUCGUUCCAAGUCUAAAGAUUCGAAAGUUAUGUAUUUUAAGGACAGUCUACUUAUCCAAGACUUUACUAAUUUCUGGAAUUCUGAUAAUGUGCUGUACUAUAUAUAAUUUAAAUAUUGUGGAAAAAACUUAUCCCAUUACUGGAUAAUUAAGUUUGCAUAAGUACGUUGUGAUAUUUCUGAAAGAAUUGAUGUAUUGUGGUCCAAAGAUGGUGAUGAAAUCACACUUCACAAUGUAAAACUGCUAAUGAUAUUUUAUAUAUUUUCACCUCAAAGCCAUCUAUUUUGAUCUGUGAAGAUCAUAUAUUGAUUUAGGUUAUAACUUAAUCUCUUUACUGGAAAUCCAACUGAAUUGUCACUGUAUAUAAAACUGCAAUUAUGAUAUAGACAUUACUUGAAUAAUGGAGGGAGAAUUGUGGCUACUCAGGUGAAAGAUGUGAAGAUUUUCUUUGGAGUUAUUUAACAUGUACUGGCCACCAAUGAUUGAUCGUGUCUGUUUUGUUUUAAAAACCUGUAUAUAUACAAAUAUACAAAUUUUGCAAACAGUACUUUAAUUAGAUGCAACUAAUACUUUUAUAAUUGUAUAUGUAUUUAACUCCAUGUUGUGUGCAGGAGAUGGAUAUAUAUAUAUAUAUUGAUAACAGCAAAACUACUAAAUAGCACAUGUUCAAAUAUGUGUAUGUGUGUAUAUUCUAAAUGGUCAUUUUAGUUUUCAUGACAUUUUUUAUUACAUUUAAUGUUCUGUUUUAAAAAGUAAGGAAGGUUCAAAGAUAGCUCUAAUGAAAAGGUUGGUUCGAAAUCCAAGCAAGUACUUUUACCCCUUUACUCCAGUGGUACAAUAAGCGCAGAUUGUCUGGAUGGUGGUGCAAAUAUUUUCACCUGCUUUUCCUUUCUGAUUAAUUAUUUUUACUGUCUUUCAUUUCUGGUUUUCAAUUUUGCAGGAGUUUAUAGGAUGUCUAUUGGUCAUUCAGGGAAAACCUUUUUAAUAACAUGCAUUCAAAUAAUUAAUGGGACACCUUUCAUUUGCUUGCUUCGCUUCAAAGACUUUGACUUAUUCCUUAUGACUCAAAGCCCAGUAACCAUAUUUAAAGGAGAAUUUCGGAAUCAUGUUAAAAAUAUUCAGCUGCAUUAUAAUUAACAGAAGGAAACUGAGUUCCACUUUAAAUGUAUAAAGAAAGCACAUGCUGUCAGAAUGUUUCUCAAUAACUUGAUUUUAUACAGACUUCAACACUGUGAAAAUUUCCCAAGAAUUGUCACAGGUACAUGUCAGAUAAAAUCUGGCACUAACAUGUUUGAGACAGUAGGCUAGGGAAUCAAAAGCCUGAUCAUUAUAAAAAGUAGAUUUAUGCAAAUUCUUAAAGGAGGAGAGAGAGGAUAAGUGGUUUAGGGCAGUGGUUCCAACCUUUUCAGUAGCAUGGCACACUUCAAUGAGACAAUUCCACAGUGUUUGCGCGCACACUUUUUCCUGUUUUCCCUUUGGCCAUGUGUAAUUAGAAUGUUCAUGUUUUAGCAUCAAAAGACUAAUACUUUGCUUUUAAUUUGAUGAUUAAUUUUCAUGUGUUUUAGGAAUUGUUAUUUUGGUCAGAUAGAACAAUGUUUGUCUUAUCUUGAUCUUCAUUAUCUUUGUACAAAAUUUCACUGCGUACUGGAAAAGAUUUCACUGCACACUAGUGCCACGGCUGGUGAACGCCACUGGUUUAGGGAGGAAACUCUCAGGCCUUGGACCAUGGCAACUAUGGAGUGAUUAAAUUGGGGAUGCACAAGUGACCAGAAUGCAGGAAGUGCAGAUUUCUACGGAAGCGGCAGGGGAGUGAUGGGUGGAUUGUGUCAUAUAGCUGGAGGAGAUCAAAAACAUAGCGAAGGAUGAAGCAAUGGCAAGUCUGAGGGGAAACAAUUCAAUUUUAAAACUUCCAUCUUUCAAUGGAAACCAGUGCACACUACCAAGCACGUGGGUGAUGGGUAUACAGAAAUUGAUGCAUGUUGGGACAAAGGCAUUUGCAUUUUUGAUUACCUCAUGUUCAUGGAAGGCACAACAUGAAGGUGAUUGAGUGAGACUAAUUCAUGACAGCAUAAGACCAUAAGACAUAGGAGCAGAAAUUAGGCUAUUCAGCCCAUUGAAUCUGCUC